AUGGUCUCUCAACCCAUUGGUACAAAGAAGACGCCCGUCACGUCCACGGCAAAGAAGACACCUGUGAAGAGUUCAGCAAAGAAGGUGCCUGUCAAGGCCCCAGCUGUUCAGCCACCCAAGAAGCCCAUCAAUACAGCCCUACAGAAGAAACCCGUCACUACAACUCCCAAGAAGCCAGUACCUACUACGGCACUCAAAAAAACCGGAACAGCAGUCGGACAAAAGAAGCCUCUCCCAGCCCCAGCAAAGAAACCGAUCCCGCAACCCCAGCAGCAAGGCUGGCUCAGCAAGGGCCUCAGCGCCGCACAAUCCGGAAUUGGCAGUGCCGUCGGCGCAGCCACCACCGGUAUCAGCAACGCUGCCGGCGCCGUUGUAACAGCUGCAGGCAGUGGUGUUGCUGGAGCAGGCCGGGGAGCAGGGGCAAGCAUCACAAACACAUCCCGUACCUGGGGCGAUAUGGUCCGCGAGUAUGGUAACUCACUCAAGGACAUGACCGGUGCCACGGGCAGUCGCUCAACUACGCACAAGAACCCGCUUGGUUUAAGCACAAGUGCGGCGGGGGGUAUGGCGUCCAUGGCGAGUAGGCCUGGUGUGCCUGGUCUUUCUGGGGGCUCGGCUAGGACUGGUACGGCUAGUAACCCAUUGGGCUUGUAG
Messenger RNA from Bipolaris oryzae ATCC 44560, 654 nucleotides. RefSeq lists its product as uncharacterized. The transcript is spliced from 2 exons. Bases 1 to 654 code for a protein of 217 amino acids. NCBI's taxonomy places the organism in Eukaryota, Fungi, Ascomycota, Dothideomycetes, Pleosporales, Pleosporaceae. The record is from RefSeq and is a predicted model, not a curated record.